CUAUGGUCCGAACAUAUGAAUCUCUAUGGGUACGAACACAGAAUAGGAAAUUCUGUGGUACGAAGUUCUGUUUCUGCGGAGGACAAUGCCUCGGCCAAUUUCUACAGCAAACAGGGAAGGAAAGAAAUGGCAGCGAUAUACAGUAUUUACGUCGUGAAUAAAGCGGGCAGUUUGAUUUACCAGUUCAAUCAUUACGAGCCUAAGUCCGAAGUAGAGAAGACAUUUGGUUAUCCACUUGGCCUAACGCUGCGUGAAGUCGACGAAAAACUUGUUAUAGCGUUCGGAGGAGGGGAUGGCUUGAAAGUAGGCCACAGUCUUCUGGCAGUGAAUGGAGAGCUCCUUUCAGGAAAAUAUUUAGCAAAUGGUGAGGAUGCUCGAGAUUUCUUGAAGAAAGAAGAAAACUACCCUGUUUCUUUAAAGUUUGGAAAAUCCAAAUUGACGACAAAUGAAAGAAUUAUGCUAGCAAGUAUGUUCCACUCUAUGUUUGCUAUUGCUUGUAAGUUAUCACCAGUUGAAAAGUCAUCAGGUAUAGAGUCAAUUGAAGCAGACUCAUUCAAAUUGCACUGCUACCAGACACCAACUGGUACAAAGUUUAUUGUGCUUACUGAGCCAAGGGUGGCGAACAUGGACUCCUUACUAAGAAAGGUGUAUGAGUUAUAUGCUGACUUUGCAAUGAAAAACCCAUUUUAUUCCCUUGAAAUGCCAAUACGUUGUGAACUGUUUGAUGCAAAUUUGCAGCGACUGUUAGAGCAGACUGAAAAAAGCAUGAACUUUUCAGGAAUGAGCUAAAAGUAAUUAUAUCUUUUAUUAUUUAGAAAUCCAAGAAUAGAAGUAAUCUUUGUAAGUAUUGUAUUUUAAAAUUGUAGUUGAGUGAAUAUGUAUUACACUAGUUAAAGUAAA
Molecule: messenger RNA, 900 nt
Organism: Rhopilema esculentum
Lineage: Eukaryota; Metazoa; Cnidaria; Scyphozoa; Rhizostomeae; Rhizostomatidae
Product: trafficking protein particle complex subunit 4
Biological process (GO): endoplasmic reticulum to Golgi vesicle-mediated transport
Cellular component (GO): TRAPP complex
Source: RefSeq, a predicted model, not a curated record